Molecule: messenger RNA, 1191 nt
Organism: Panicum hallii
Lineage: Eukaryota; Viridiplantae; Streptophyta; Magnoliopsida; Poales; Poaceae
Exons: 2
Coding region: 308-766 (152 amino acids)
Source: RefSeq, a predicted model, not a curated record
GGGGCGGGUCAUAAUUCACGCGCCCGCGUGGGCCUCGCCGCCACUCGCCGGCGCAAGUAGCGCUCCUUCCCCGUGUUAAAAAGCCGGACGCCUCGCCGAGGAACGGGAGAGGGAACUAGGGAGGGGGGCACGCGGCGGCGCGGAGGAAGCGGAUGGGAACAGGAGGAGGCCGAGGCGCCCACGGCCGCGACCGGGUGCUCGUCGUCGUCGCUGCAGCGGAAGCCACUGAGGGGGAGGAGCCGCCGAUCUGCUGCGAGGUGCGCGUUCUCUGAGCUGAGGACGGGAGCGACCAGCGACGAGGGCGGACAUGGAGAGGGAGAUAGCUGAAGUGGAGGAGGAAGAGGAGGAGGUGGCGUGCGAGUGCUGCGGCUUCACGGAGGAGUGCACGGCGCCGUACAUCGCGGGGGUGCGCGCGCGGUACGGGGGCCGGUGGAUCUGCGGCCUGUGCGGGGACGCCGUCGGUGAGGAGCUCGGCCGCGCGUCCCCGCCCAUCUCCCCCGCCGAGGCGCUCGACCGCCACGCCUGCGUCUGCCGCCGGGCGUCCGCCCCGCCGUCCCCCGCGGGGAGCCCCGACGACCUCAUCGCCGCGCUGCGCCUGCUCCUGCGCCGCAGGCUGGUGUCGCCGGCGCCGAGGAGGGCGCGCUCCACGGCCAGCAGCCCCAGGCGCGACCACGCGCUCCCCGUCGCGGCCUCCGUCGCCACCGCCGGGGGCGCCGGGAGCUCGCUGGCGAGGACGGGGAGCUGCUUCGCCGCGCUCGUGGAAUGAUGAAAGCUAAGAAGAACGGAAGAUGCUAAGAACAACAACAACAACAACAACAAAAAGCAUCAAGGAAUGGUGGUAGUCUCUUGUAGCUCGCUUGCCUUUGUUUACACCGCACUGUAAAUUUCCACCGUGCUUUUACCUUUCUUAUCAUCGCUUCUUACUUCUCUAGCUACUAGCAGUAAAGUUAGCAGGAUCCAAGAUCAAUAAACAUGUGUAUAUAUAUGUGGCGAAGAGCGACAGACUAGUAUAUAUGAGAAAUGGAAGUAAUUCCAUGUUUUUUCUCAGGUAUGUACAUUCCUGCUUCUCCUGAGUGAUUUCUGCUCUUUCUGUUUUCUUGAACGGAAUGGUUUGUGUUUCUGAUUGUGCGCUUGGCGUGCUUCUUCUGUAAGCUCAAUUCUUGCUGUAAAAUGAAGCGUGAUCUCCACUCA